Messenger RNA from Labrus bergylta (ballan wrasse), 3361 nucleotides. Lineage: Eukaryota; Metazoa; Chordata; Actinopteri; Labriformes; Labridae. The record is from RefSeq and is a predicted model, not a curated record.
AUUGACUUCAGAUCAGAACAUGAAUGUGUGUUUAGAGGAAGAGGAGGACAAAGCAGAGUCUCCUGUACCCAGCUGUGUGUCUCUGAAGUCCAUGGAUCCUCCUAAGAGCUUCAAGAAUGAAUCUGAACCCUCACACUCAAAAUCGACUUCAGAUCAGAACAUGAAUGUGUAUUUAGAGGAAGAGGAGGACAAAGCAGAGUCUCCUGUACCCAGCUGUGUGUCUCUGAAGUCCAUGGAUCCUCCUAAGAGCUUCAAGAAUGAACCUGAACCCUCACACUCAAAAUUACAGUUCAGCAGGCAGAGAGGACAGUCUCCUGUACCCAGCUGUGUGUCUAUGAAGAGUGAUCUGUCCAGAGAUGAACCUCCAUUUUUCAGUGAUGAACCUCGACCAUCAGACACAAAAUCGACUUCAGAUCAGAACAUGAAUGUGUAUUUAGAGGAAGAGGAGGACAAAGCAGAGUCUCCUGUACCCAGCUGUGUGUCUCUGAAGUCCAUGGAUCCUCCUAAGAGCUUCAAGAAUGAACCUGAACCCUCACACUCAAAAUUACAGUUCAGCAGGCAGAGAGGACAGUCUCCUGUACCCAGCUGUGUGUCUAUGAAGAGUGAUCUGUCCAGAGAUGAACCUCCAUUUUUCAGUGAUGAACCUCGACCAUCAGACACAAAAUCGACUUCAGAUCAGAACAUGAAUGUGUAUUUAGAGGAAGAGGAGGACAAAGCAGAGUCUCCUGUACCCAGCUGUGUGUCUCUGAAGUCCAUGGAUCCUCCUAUGAGCUUCAAGAAUGAACCUGGACCCUCACACUCAAAAUUACAGUUCAGCAGACAGAGAGGACAGUCUCCUGUACCCAGCUGUGUGUCUAUGAAGAGUGAUCUGUCCAGAGAUGAACCUCCAUUUUUCAGUGAUGAACCUCGACCAUCAGACACAAAGGGGACCAAGAGGAGUCAUGUUAUAGAGGAGCAGCUGUCUUGUCCUGUGUGUCAGGACAUCCUGAAGGAUCCCGGCUGUGGACACUGGUUCUGCAAACGGUGCAUCACCUCAUACUGGGACCAGUAUGGUUCACCAGGAGACUCGUCCUGUCCUCAGUGUGGAAAAAGACCCAGAACAGGAGCUGGACUGCAAACAGUCAGUCAGAGCAGCACUGAACAAAUAGAUAGAGGUCUGCAGGAGGUUUUAGAUGAACAUAAGGUCAGUCUGAGGAGGAGAUGUGAACGUGUGACUGAUGGAAGUGAUGAAACAGGAAGAAGAACCCUCCUCAACAGGAUCUACACUGAGCUCUACAUCACAGAGGGGCAGAGUGAAGAGGUGAACUCCCAACAUGAGGUGAGACAGAUUGAGACAGACUCUAAAAAGAAGACCCUCCAUGAGGCUCCAAUCAAGUGCCAGGACAUCUUUAAAGCCUUACCCAACCAACAGAAACCCAUCAGAGUGGUUCUGACAAAUGGCAUCGCUGGUGUUGGAAAAACCUUCUCAGUGCAGAAGUUCACUCUGGACUGGGCAGAGGGUUCAGAGAACCAAUACAUCAGUCUGCUGAUCCUGCUUUCAUUCAGGGAGCUGAACUUGAUCAGAGAUACGCGGUACAGUCUUCUUGACCUGCUCCAUGUUUUCCAUCCAACAUUACAGAAGGUCGGAGCAGAGACGCUCGCUGUCUGUAAACUAUUGUUCAUCUUUGACGGCCUGGAUGAAAGCAGACUGUCAUUGGACUUCAAAAACAGGGAGGUUGUUUCUGAUGUCACACAAAAGUCAUCGUUAAACACACUGUUCACAAACCUCAUCAAGGGGAAUCUGCUUCCCUCAGCUCUUAUCUGGAUAACUUCUCGACCUGCAGCAGCCAAUCAGAUCCCUCCUUCAUAUGUUGACAGGGUAACAGAAGUACGAGGUUUCACUGACGGCCAGAAGGAGGAGUACUUCAGGAGGAGGUUCAUCGAUGAAGAUCUGUCCAACAAAAUCAUCUCACACAUCAAGGCAUCCAGGAGCCUCCACAUCAUGUGUCUGAUCCCAGUCUUUUGCUGGAUCACUGCCACAGUUCUGGAGCACAUGAUGAGCACAGAGCAGAGAGGAGAGCUUCCCAAGUCCCUGACUGACAUGUACUCAUAUUUCCUGCUGGUUCAGAUGAAGAGGAAGAAGCACAAGUAUGAUGAGGGACAAGAGACAAGUCCACAUGAGCUGAUGGAGGCCGACAGGGAAAUUCUUCUCAAGCUGGGGAGGCUGGCGUUUGAACAUCUGGAGGACGGAAACAUCAUGUUCUACCAAGAAGACCUGGAGCGGUGUGGUCUGGAUGUCACAGAGGCCUCGGUGUACUCAGGAGUUUGUACAGAGAUCUUCAAAACAGAGUGUGUGAUCUUCCAGAAAACAGUCUACUGCUUUGUUCAUCUGAGCGUUCAGGAGUUUCUGGCUGCAGUCUACAUGUUCCACUGUUUCACCAACAAGAACACAAAAGUUCUAAAGGCUUUUCUGGAGCAAGAAACGAGCGCCGACGACGGCGACGAUAACGACGGCGACGAUGACGACGACGGCAAUAACGGCGACGACGUCUUUCUCGGUAGAGCCAUGGAGAAAUCCAUGAAAAGUAACAAAGGUCACCUGGAUCUUUUUGUUCGCUUCCUUCAUGGACUGUCUCUGAAGUCAAACCAGAGACUCUUAGGAACCCUGCUGGGUCAGACAGACAACAGUCCAGAAAUUAUCAAGAAAGUCAUCGACAACCUGAAGGAGAUGAACAGUUAUAAAAUCUCUCCCGACAGAAGCAUCAACAUCUUCCACUGUCUGACGGAGAUGAACGACCUCUCAGUCCAUCAGGAGAUCCAAGAGUUCCUGAAGUCAGAGAACAGAUCAGAGGAGAAACUCUCUGAGGUCCACUGCUCUGCUCUGGCCUACAUGCUGCAGAUGUCAGAUGAGGUUCUGGAUGAGUUGGACCUGAAGAAGUACAAGACAUCGGGCCAGGGACGAUUGAGACUGAUUCCAGCUGUGAGGAACUGCAGGAUGGCAAAACUUUCUUUCUGUGGACUAUCAGGGACUCACUGUGACGUCGUGGCCUCUGCUCUGAAGUCCAACCCCUCCCAUCUCAGAGAGCUGGACCUGAGUGACAACUACGACCUGCAGGAUUCUAUCUAUCGGCUAUCGGCUGGACUGGAGAGUCCAAACUGCAGACUUGAGACUCUGAGAUUGAGUGGCUGCAGUUUGUCAGAGAUCAGCUGUUCUUCUCUGGCCUCAGCUCUGAAGUCCAACCCCUCCCAUCUUAGAGAGCUGGACCUGAGCGACAACAAGAAGCUGCAGGAUUCAGGAGUGAAGCUGCUGUGUGAUUAUCUGCAAAGGCCAAACUGCAGACUGGAGACUCUGAGGUCAGAUCACUGACUGUAAUAUAUAUAU